Coccomyxa subellipsoidea C-169 is the source of this 804-nucleotide messenger RNA. RefSeq names its product SufE-domain-containing protein. NCBI's taxonomy places the organism in Eukaryota, Viridiplantae, Chlorophyta, Trebouxiophyceae, Coccomyxaceae. The annotation marks the transcript as partial. The record is from RefSeq and is a predicted model, not a curated record. The transcript has 6 exons.
GACUUACCUGUGGAGUUAAAGAAAAUUGUGGAUCUUUUCAAUAUGGUGCCUGAUCCAAAGCUGAAGUAUCAACAGCUUCUGGCGUACGGCAAGAAGCUGCCUGCCAUGCCUGCAGAAGACCACACUGAGGACAACAAAGUCAGGGGCUGCGUAUCUCAGGUGUGGGUGAAGCCAGAGCUGAGGGAUAAUAAAGUGUACUGGCGAGCUGAUUCUGAUUCUGUCCUUACCAAGGGUCUGGCGGCUUUGUUGGUGCAAGGAUUGAGUGGGUGCACGCUGGAGGAGGUGGUGUCGCUGUCUCCAGACUGGAUCAGCAACAUGGGGUUGCAGCAGAGCCUCACGCCCUCGCGCAACAAUGGCUUCCUUAACAUGUUUGCCUUGAUGCGCCAGAAGGCCGCUGAGCUCUCCCAAGCGCAGCCAGCUUCAGAAGCUCCGGAAGCAGCGAGCAAUUCGAGUGAGGGAGAAAGUGCGUCUGCAUCCAAUGGGAAUGGUGCCACGAGCAGCGCACCAGAGAGCUCUGCAAAACCAGUGCGAGCAAGCAUGGAGAGGAAGCUGAACGAAGCACUGCAGCCAGAAUCUUUGACGAUACUGGACGAGUCUUCUCAGCAUGCAGGCCAUGCUGGGUCGAGAAUGCUGGCCAGCCCUUCAGGGGAGACACACUUCAAGGUCAGCGUUGUCUCAUCAGCGUUUGAAGGGCUGAACACCGUGAAGAGGCAUCGCCUGGUCUACAAGAUUCUUGAGGAAGAGUUGGCAGGACCUGUUCAUGCACUGUCGCUGGACACCAAGUCUCUUCAAGAGACCCGAUAA